Molecule: messenger RNA, 1502 nt
Organism: Halichondria panicea
Lineage: Eukaryota; Metazoa; Porifera; Demospongiae; Suberitida; Halichondriidae
Product: paramyosin-like
Exons: 1
Coding region: 76-1431 (451 amino acids)
Source: RefSeq, a predicted model, not a curated record
UAUAAGCUUACAACAGGUUGCAUUAAACCAUUCACUGUGAUUUUUGACUAGCAAACAUAUAUAUAGCCACUCAAAAUGACUCAAGCUACUGACUACACUAAGCUGACACUCUCUGACACGGAGAACACUAGCAAUGGAGAGCUCACUUUUGUAAUGGAAGACAAGGAAUCUGAGCAAAAAGAACAGAAAUCAAUGUGGACCCAAUGCAAAAAAUUUGCAGUGGACAAGAAGCGAUUUUUUAACAAGUUGCAGAAUCUUAAUCGAAGAGAAAUAGCUGGAAUAGCUGCAGCAACUGUGCUAGUAUCUGUGGUAGUAUUCUUCGUGAUGAGUGAAGUCAGGUCACGUGAAGCGCACAAUAGUUUAAAAGAAACGAUUGUGAAAGCAAAUGCUACCCAAGCAAUUGAGAAUGAUGCAAUGAGGCUUAAAAUGAUAGAUUUGAGAGAACACCAAAAGCAGACUGAUGCGAAGUAUGAGCGAAUGUUGCUAAUGGUAACCAAACUUAAACAGCAACAAAACUCAACUGUGAUGAAUCUGACAAUGCAUAUUGACAAAUCGAUCGAUUCUCUUGACCAAAAACUUACAGAAAUCCACAACAGUACUCGAGCCAAAGUCAGCGAACUCUCCAAACAAAUGGAGCUGGCUCUUGACGCAGUGGGGGAAAAAAUCCAAAAACAGACAGAUGCGAAGUUUGAGCUGUUGAUAAAUGAGAUUAAACAGCAACAAAAUUCAACUGUGAUGAAUCUGACAAUGCAUAUCAACAAAUUAAUUGAUUCUCUUGACCAAAAACUUACAGAAACUCACAAUAAUACUGAAGCCAAAGUCAGCGAACUCUCCACUAAAAGCAAACAAAUGGAACUGACUCUUACCUCAGCAAAGGACAAAAUACAAUCGCUUACGACUGGUUUUAAAGAACUGAAAGUCAAAACUCGAGAAAAUAGUGUUUUGCUUCAAGAGCUGAAAACACAGAUGGCUAAUGAUGAAGCUCGACUUGAAGCCAUUGUCAAAAGAGUAGACAAAUUGAAAUCAGAGAAAUCAGUGACUGACAAAGAGCUCAGAAAGAACAUUGAUGAUCUUUCCAAGAAAGUGAGCAGAACAAAACAGAACACGAAAGACAUUUACGAUCGAAUUGAAAAGUUGAAUAAACAGAACACACAUUUCGCUACGAGUAUUGAUAGUCAGAACAGAGAGAUCGAAACAAUUAAAGCAAAAAUUGAGUCACAAGGUAAGCGUCUUGAUUAUCAUGAUAGGAAAGUAACACAGAUUGAGGGAAAGCAAGUCUCCCUAACAGAGCAAACUAAUGCACAUGACCAAAGAUUCAAUAGACUACUAGAAAGUGUUCGGUCCUCAGGGUCUAGAGACAUUGGAAGCACUUUUAUAAUUGCAUUAUUUACUUCGUGUUGUUUAUUGUUAACUAAGUAUUUUGACUUAUAAUUAUGUGCACCAAUUAACUUUAUGUCUGCUGUGUAUAAGUUGCAGUGUGACUAUUAACUUUCAUUGUCUGA